GGUGAAACAUAAAAGGGAGAGCACCCACACCAACACGUUCCACUUCCGGUACAGGUUCCCGCCUGAAGAGCUUCUUGUAUGGUGAUUGUCUGGAGACAGUGCAGGUUUGACAGUAUCUGCACUCUCUAGAGGAGCUGGGGGAUCAGCGUGUGGAUACAUUAUGUCAGUUGAGGAUACCUCGGAUCUGUUGAGCCAGGUGGCACUAGUGGAGGAAGCUGCAGAGGAUGUAUUGGCAGAUCGGAGACAAAUAAUUGACCUGGAUAAGAAGAGGAACAAGACACGAGAGGCCAUCAGAGCCCUACAGAAGACAACAACGAGUGAAAAGUCAUGGGUGUGCUUUGGAAACAUGUUCAUCAAAAUGCCAAACAAGAAAGCUGCAAACCUUCUUGAAAAAGAUUAUAAUCAACUUGAUGAAGAACUGACUGAUAUCAGGAAAAAGUUGAAACCUAAAGUCAAUAAUCUGCGGAACUUGGAAAAUAAAGAGGACAUGAAAGGUUUUGGGCUGAAUCCUCUCAGCAAAGAAGAGCUCAGAGCUAUUGAAAAGAUGUUAUGAAAACAUUUGCUGUUUGUGAUACCUGGACACUUCUUGUACAUUUUGAGAAGUGAUUCAAUGAACAGUAUGUGUGCUUGCU
Molecule: messenger RNA, 632 nt
Organism: Haliotis rubra (blacklip abalone)
Lineage: Eukaryota; Metazoa; Mollusca; Gastropoda; Lepetellida; Haliotidae
Product: p53 and DNA damage-regulated protein 1-like
Exons: 4
Coding region: 161-553 (130 amino acids)
Source: RefSeq, a predicted model, not a curated record